AUGGCACAGCAGUACGCCGAGAUGGACCCCGACGAGAUAGAGCAGGACGCCUACGAGAUCGACACCGCCAGCUCCUCCCAGACCAGCACCCUCACUUGGAUCAACUGGUACACAUCCCUCACAGGCCACGACUAUUUCUGCGAAGCCCACGAAGAAUUCAUCGAGGACGACUUCAACUUGACAGGCCUGCAGAGUAUGGUGCCCUUCUGGAGGGAAGCCUUGGAUAUGGUCCUCGACGUUGAGCCUGAAGAAGAUUCAUCAAAGAUCCCAGACGUGUCUAUCGUAGAGUCUUCUGCCGAGCUGCUCUACGGCCUCGUUCAUCAACGAUUCAUCCUAACCAAAGCCGGUCUCAGCGCCAUGGUGGAGAAAUACGACCUCGCCCAUUUCGGCGCCUGCCCCCGCGUAUUUUGCAACGCCACCCCCGUCCUCCCCUGCGGGCGGUCGGAUAUGCCGGGGAUCGAUACGGUCAAGCUGUAUUGCCCGAAUUGCGGGGAUAUGUAUACGCCGCCGAGCAGCAAGUAUCAGAAUGUUGAUGGUGCAUUCUUCGGCACCUCCUUCGCCCCGCUCUUCUUCCAAACAUACCCAGAACUCCACUCUGCCCCUUUCGUAUCCCCACCCCCGCCCCCUUCCUCUUCUUCUUCUUCCGCCCCCACGCCCCCCACCCCCCACCCCCACCCCCAAGCCCACGCCCACGCCCACGCCACCCCCCACCCCAACGCCAACGCCAACCCAAACCCGCACGGCGGCCAGAAACCCGCCCUCGGCAAAGUCUACACCCCAAAGAUAUACGGUUUCCGCGUAUCGGAGCAGGCGCGGAGCGGCCCGAGGAUGGGGUGGUUGAGGGAGAGGCCGGCGAAUGUUGAUCAGUUAUCUCAAGUGGACUAUAGGGGGAGGUGGAAGGUGGGGGGUGGUGUGGCCGCCGGGGAAGGGGAAGGAGAGAAGGAUGGGGAGGAGAAGGAUGGAGGGGGAGGGGGAGGGGGAGGGAGGGGAAAGAAGGAGAAGGAGAAGGGAAGGUUGUUUGAUGAGGAUGAAGAUGAAGACGACGACGAGGAGGAAGAAGAAGAGGAGGAAGACGCCGGGGUGGGCGGGAAGGGCGGGGUGGGCGGGAAGGUUGUGCCGGAGAGUAGUGUGGCGGGGUCUGGGAGAUGGUGA
Molecule: messenger RNA, 1152 nt
Organism: Cryptococcus wingfieldii CBS 7118
Lineage: Eukaryota; Fungi; Basidiomycota; Tremellomycetes; Tremellales; Cryptococcaceae
Product: casein kinase II subunit beta
Exons: 5
Coding region: 1-1152 (383 amino acids)
Cellular component (GO): protein kinase CK2 complex; cytoplasm
Molecular function (GO): protein kinase regulator activity
Source: RefSeq, a predicted model, not a curated record